Nycticebus coucang (slow loris) is the source of this 1827-nucleotide messenger RNA. Its product is annotated as 39S ribosomal protein L42, mitochondrial-like. NCBI's taxonomy places the organism in Eukaryota, Metazoa, Chordata, Mammalia, Primates, Lorisidae. The coding region runs from base 1287 to 1715 and encodes 142 amino acids. Gene Ontology annotation, cellular component: mitochondrial large ribosomal subunit. The record is from RefSeq and is a predicted model, not a curated record. The transcript has a single exon.
AACCAGAUAAUCAAGGUUUAUAUCCACAAUGAUAACAUAUUUGUAGUUUAUCCUUGGUGUGAUGUGAUGAUUUUAUUACAGCACUCUGUUGUCUUCCUCCUAAAAACUCAUAAUUCCAGACUAAUCAUGAGGAAAACAUCAGACAAAUCUCAAUUGAGGGAUGUUCUACAAAAUGCUAGGCCAAUACUUCUCAAAACUAUCAAAGUCAUCAAAAACAGGAAAAUCUGAAAAACUUUCAUGGCCAAAACCAGUGUAAGGGGACAUGAUGACUAAAUGUAAUGUAGUAUGCUGGAUAGGAUCCUGGAACAGAAAAAGGAUAUAAGGCAAAAACUAAGUAAAUCUGAAUAAAGUAUCAACUUCAGUUAGUAAGAAAAAUACAUAUAUGAAUUUUGUAACAUCAGACAAGGUACCUAACCUCAGCACCUCAGUUUUUUCAUUUCCAAAACAGCAUGUCAGGGUUAAGUUUGAUUCUAUAUAGUAGGAAAAGUAAAGAUAACUUAAACAAGAUAAGAUUUUCUUUUCUCUCGGCAGUGCCUGUGGUGGCUCAGUGAAUAGGGCGCUGGCCCCACAUACUGAGGAUGGCAUGUUCAAACCUGGCCCCCACCAAACUGUAACAACAACAACAAAAAAAUAGCCAGGCAUUGUGGUGGGCACCUGUAGUCCCAGCAACUCGGGAGGCUGAGGCAAGAGAAUCGCCUAAGCCCAAGAGCUGGAGGUUGCUGUGAGCUGUGAUGCAACAGCCCUCUACCGAGGGUGACAAAGUGAGACCCUGCUGUAAAAAAAAAAAAAAAAAUGAUUUUCUUUUCUCCCAUGUAAACCCAGAAGCCAGCCAUCCAGGACUAGUAUGGCAGGCUCAUUCUAGUUUAGGUCCUCAUCUUCACUUCCAAUUAUUACUUUCUUGAUCCAGGAAGCAGAAAAAAGGAAAGGUACUGACUUCUCCAACAUUUAAAGAGAUUUCUCAUUGACCUGAAUUUAGUUACAUGAUCAUCCCAGAGGCCAAGAAGGCCAGGAAAUACAGUCUUACAGCAAGGCAGACUACAGUGAGCUAUGAUCAUGCCACUGCUCUCAAGUCUGGUGCCGUACAAUGUCACCCAUGAAUAGCUACUGCAUUCUAGUGUGGACAGCAGUACAAGAUCCUGUCUCCUUCUCAGAGGACCCGGAUUGAAACAAGAUGGCGGGCUCAUGGUGAAGCACUGUCAAGGGAUGAAAAUUGAUUUUUCCUAGAAGCAGAUUUUAAAAGCAGUGUUUCUUCAAAACAUCUUUUUUCGUAAGUAUCUUGAUGCACCAUGGCUGGAGCAGCAGUAAAAUGGGUGAUAUCAAAGAGAAGUAUCUUGAAACAUUUAUUUCCAAUCCAAAAUGGAGCUUUAUAUUGUAUUUGUCAUAAAUCUACAUAUUCUUCUCUACCAGAUGACUAUAAUUGCAAAGUGGAGCUUGCUUUGACAUCUGAUGGCAGGACAAUAGUAUGCUACCAUCCUUCUGUGGACAUUCCAUAUGAACACACAAAACCUAUUCCUCUACCAGAUCCUGUGUGUAAUAAUGAAGAAACACAUGAUCAAGUGCUGAAAACCAGAUUAGCAGAAAAAAGUGAACGCCUUGAACAAGGACCCAUGAUAGAACAACUUAGCAAAAUGUUCUUUACUACUAAGCACCGUUGGUAUCCUCGUGGACAGUAUCACACUCGUCGUAAGAAACUGAAUCCUCCAAAGGACAGAUGAUACUGAGGUUUUCCAGGGAAUCGAGGAAAAAUGUGCCUCAGAUGGCAUUUGAGAAAAUGCAAUGUGGUAUAUUCAUUAAUAUGUUAUAUAGUAAAAUAGUAAUAAUAAAAUG